AUGUCAGCACAUGACCAAAUGCGAGCUAUGCUCGACCAGUUAAUGGGAACUGCAAGGGAUGGGGAAGGACAACAUAAAGAGAAGUUUGAUGGACCUAGGGUAUGUAAGAGUUUCCUGUUGGCUUGCUGUCCUAAUGAUAUCCUUGCUAGUACGAGAAUGGAUUUAGGUGAAUGUGCCAAGAUACAUGAUCUAGCCUUAAGAGCUGAUUAUGAAGCUGCAGCCAAGACAAAGGAUUACUACUAUGACAUUGAUGCUAUGGAACAUCUACAGAAUUUUAUAGCUGAUUGUGACAGGAAGAUGGAACUGGCUAAGAAGAGAUUGAAGGAAACUCAAGAAGAACUGAGUGAAGAUGCUAAUUCUAAGGCUGAGAAGAUUCUACAACUUGGUGAACAGAUAGGAGUCACUCUAGCUAAAGCUGAAGAAUUAGGUGCAGAAGGCAAUGUAGAAGAGUCACUAAUUUACAUGCAAAAGGUGGAGGAAUUAAAAGCAAAGAAAAGCGCUGAAGAGCAAGAGUACAGAAAUCAAAUGCCAGCUUCAAGUUACCAACAACAGAAACUACGUGUUUGUGAAGUCUGUGGAGCAUAUUUAGGUAUACAUGAUAAUGACAGGAGAUUGGCUGAUCAUUUUGGUGGCAAAUUACAUCUUGGUUUCAUUUCCAUUAGAGAGAAGCUUGAUGAACUACAGGUUACACAUUUUUCAUGUUUCAAAUUGGAAAAUAGUUUGCUUGCAAUUAAAAUCAAAAUACUGUUGGAAAAAUCAGUAGCUGAUCGUCGUGUUCAGAGAGAAAAGGAACGAGAAGAGAUGAGAAAAGCUAGGGAAGAUCGAGAUAAAGAGAGAGAAGAGAGUAGAAAACAAAGAAGUAUUAGUAAAGAGAAAAGUAGAGAUAGGGGUAGUGAUAGAGACCGAGAAAGAGGAGGUGAUAGAGAUCGAGAAAGAAGUGAUAGAGACAGGAAAAGACGAUCCAGAAGUAGGAAAAGGUUGGUUGAUAACUUAUAA
Lottia gigantea (owl limpet) is the source of this 996-nucleotide messenger RNA. RefSeq lists its product as hypothetical. The transcript is spliced from 8 exons. Gene Ontology annotation, biological process: mRNA splice site recognition. The coding region runs from base 1 to 996 and encodes 331 amino acids. Gene Ontology annotation, molecular function: mRNA binding. Gene Ontology annotation, cellular component: U1 snRNP; U2-type prespliceosome. NCBI's taxonomy places the organism in Eukaryota, Metazoa, Mollusca, Gastropoda, Lottiidae. The record is from RefSeq and is a predicted model, not a curated record.